This is a messenger RNA of Knipowitschia caucasica, 312 nucleotides long. The record is from the annotation of a GenBank genome assembly. NCBI's taxonomy places the organism in Eukaryota, Metazoa, Chordata, Actinopteri, Gobiiformes, Gobiidae.
AUGCAAGCCAACUGGACACACUCUCAACUCCUCCAGGCAGUGGUUUACUUCACUGAGAGUCUGAAGAGCUCCAACACACAGGUCCAGCAGUUCUCCUGUCUGGCUCUUAAAUGCCUCAAGGCAUCAGAGAGUGUGGACUACAUUGCAGAACUGUGGCGGUCAGCCAAUGAAGACGUACGCGGUGCAGCCCGGGAGACAGUCCUGUCUUUUGGUAAAAAGGGCCAUACUGCGUUUCAGAGGAUGGACCAGAUCGACUGUGAGCUGCAGGAGGAGGCCUACAGGAACCUGGAGACAGAGAUCACCAUAUUGUAG